AUACACCCCAUCUCAAAAAUGAAAAACCCAUUCAUUCUAUUUCUCUCAGAAUCUUACGUCUCUCUCUCUCUCUCUUCCUCUUUCUCUCUCUCUCUAUGUCUAGAUUCCAAUAUUCUUCUUUUUCACAAAUUUCUCAGCAUAUGACAUAAUUACAAGUAUACAUAGAUCCUCACUCCCUUCACAUUCUCUUAGUAUCCAUUUUGAUCAUCAGCAUCAACAACAAAAAAUAAUCAAAUCGGAACAACACACACAGGGGAGAGAUAAAAGAUGGGGAGCUUGAAUCCGCCUCCUGAGCUGAGUUUGGAUUUCAAACCCACUUUUAUCCCCAAAACAAUCAGUCAAUUUCUAGAACAAGUAUCCACAAUCGCUACGCUAUCUGACAAGAUAUUGAAACUCGAUGAUUUUGUUACCCGAUUAGAAGCCGAAAUGCGGAAAAUCGAUGCCUUCAAACGGGAACUCCCUCUUUGCAUGCUCCUCAUUAAUGAUGCAAUCAUUACAUUGAAAGAGGAGACGAUUGUUUUGAAGAAAUCAUCAAACCCUGAGCCAGUACUUGAAGAAUUCAUACCCCUCAAGAACACUAGUGAUGAAGAUGCAAAACUCGAAAUCAUCAGUAAAGAAAAGUGCGGUGGAGACAAGAAGAAUUGGUUGAGCACCACUCAGCUUUGGAACAAUCCAAAUCCAAAUCCAAAUCCAAACACAAAUCAAACCCAAAUUUGGAAACCAAAAUCAAUUCAUCAAAUUACCAAAAAGAGAACUGAUGAAGAAGAUGAUGGAAUGAUCGACGAUCCAUAUCCCACCAAAGCAUUUAUCCCAUAUAAGGGAAUUUGUGGGUUUACAGUGGUGGAGGAAGAUAAGGAGGAAUCACCGAUUCCAGGGCUCUCUCUUAUCACCCCUGGAAUCAAGAAUCCAAUGAGGGGAAACCUUUUGCUUACAAAAACAAAUUCCAAUUCCAGAUUGCUUCCUUGUUCUUCACCAAAUGCUCAACAAACAUCUAGAAAACAAAGAAGAUGCUGGUCAACAGAGCUGCAUAGACGAUUUGUCAAUGCCUUACAGCAACUCGGUGGUUCACAAGCUGCAACUCCUAAGCAGAUUAGAGAGCUUAUGCAAGUCGAUGGGCUUACAAAUGAUGAAGUCAAAAGCCAUUUGCAAAAAUACAGACUUCAUACACGAAGACUUCCACCAUCUUCUAACAAUUCAUCUGCAAAUCAAUCUGGUGUCGUUUUGGGAGGAUUAUGGAUGGGUUCCCAAGAUUCAUAUGUUGAAUCGUCAAAGAAUAGAAUCUCUAAUUCCGGUUCCCCUGAUGGCCCACUCCUUAUCGGCACCACCACCACCACCGGUGACAAUAGCGAUGGUGAAGAUGACAAAUCUGAAAACUACUGCUGGAAGGGUCAUCAUGAUGUAUAAAUCUUGAGAUUUUGGAAAAAUAAAUAUAGGUGAGAUAUUAUAUAUAUAUAUAAAAAUAUAACUUAUACAUAAAGAAGGACGAAAUUUUGCAGGAUUAGUUUCCUUUUUCUUUUUUCUUUUUUCUUUUUUUUCCUAUAUUAAACUUUUUAUAGAUUUAAAUUGUUGCCAUUUUCUUGGAUUCUUUGUCCAAGUAGUUUCAUGUGAAGCACAUCUGUAUUUGAGAUGAGGAACAUGAUGAUUGGAGUAUGCAGUAUUUUAAGCA
Messenger RNA from Lactuca sativa (garden lettuce), 1666 nucleotides. Its product is annotated as transcription factor HHO6. Gene Ontology annotation, biological process: regulation of DNA-templated transcription. Gene Ontology annotation, molecular function: DNA binding; DNA-binding transcription factor activity. Lineage: Eukaryota; Viridiplantae; Streptophyta; Magnoliopsida; Asterales; Asteraceae. The record is from RefSeq and is a predicted model, not a curated record.